This is a messenger RNA of Dioszegia hungarica, 798 nucleotides long. RefSeq names its product putative vesicle-mediated transport-related protein. The record is from RefSeq and is a predicted model, not a curated record. The coding region runs from base 1 to 798 and encodes 265 amino acids. Gene Ontology annotation, cellular component: membrane; trans-Golgi network. NCBI's taxonomy places the organism in Eukaryota, Fungi, Basidiomycota, Tremellomycetes, Tremellales, Bulleribasidiaceae. Gene Ontology annotation, biological process: endoplasmic reticulum to Golgi vesicle-mediated transport. The transcript has 8 exons.
AUGACAUAUCAGCCCAUCAACGACGACGCCAACAAGCUCAUUCAGGCGGACGAGGACGACCUCGAUACCCUCUCCUUUGGCGCAAACGUCCCACUUCCGCGCACGCCAGAACCGCCCCUCUCGGCCUCAGGCAAUGCCUCUGCGGGCCCAUCGAACAUCUCGGGGCGGAUAGGUCAGACGUCCCAGCCCGGUGGGAGCGGGACGAGGGGAGCAACGUCUACUUCUUGGGGUGGGGUGAAGGUGGAGACGCGGUAUACGGGCGAGUCGACAUUGGACGAGCCUGUCAGCACGACGAUAAUGAGAGACCUGUCUUCAAUAUACGCCAAAUUGCAACAGGUGCUGUAUCCGCCAAAAGGAGGAGGAAGCAAUCAGCUUUUGAGAGACUGGGAUCUAUGGGGUCCGCUUGUGAUCUGCUUAUCACUCGCCAUUAUCCUCUCUAUAGACGCCCCAAAAGAGCAGUCUAUGCAGGUCUUCUCGCUCGUCAUCUCGCUCAUCACCAUCGGGUCUGUGGUAGUGACUAUCAACUCAAAGCUGUUAGGCGGGAAAGUGUCAUUCUUCCAAAGUCUUUGUGUCCUCGGCUACGCGCUCGCCCCCAUCCUCCUCGCUUCUAUAAUAUCAACCCUCGUACACAACCUGUUUGUGCGGAUACCAAUCAGCCUGGCCUGCUGGGCGUGGAGCGUAUGGGCAUCAAUGAACUUCUUCACUGGCACCCGCCUACCCGAAUCCCGGACCUUCCUUGCCGUCUACCCGAUGUGCCUCUUCUUCUUCGUCCUAGCUUGGAUGAUCAUGAUACAAUGA